Messenger RNA from Puccinia graminis f. sp. tritici CRL 75-36-700-3, 1054 nucleotides. Its product is annotated as U1 small nuclear ribonucleoprotein C. Gene Ontology annotation, biological process: spliceosomal snRNP assembly; mRNA 5'-splice site recognition; mRNA splicing, via spliceosome. The record is from RefSeq and is a predicted model, not a curated record. The transcript has 5 exons. NCBI's taxonomy places the organism in Eukaryota, Fungi, Basidiomycota, Pucciniomycetes, Pucciniales, Pucciniaceae. The coding region runs from base 121 to 687 and encodes 188 amino acids. Gene Ontology annotation, molecular function: zinc ion binding; pre-mRNA 5'-splice site binding. Gene Ontology annotation, cellular component: nucleus; U1 snRNP.
UCUCCAACCGGGAAACGCAUACACAAACGUUCAGCUCUGAAACUCAAUCACUCAACUCGUAUUCGACAUUCCAAGGCAGCAGAUCCACAGGCGAAUUUUUCGGUCCAUUGGUUUGUCGGCAUGGGGAAGUACUAUUGUGACUACUGUGAUGUCUUCCUCGUCAGUGAAAGUCCUUCCGUUCGCAAGGCUCACAACAGUGGUCGAAACCAUCUGACGAAUGUCAGGGACUAUUAUUCUUCUCUGGGUCAUGACAAGGCUCAAAGUUACAUCGAUGAAAUCACACGGAUGUUUGAAACGGGUGGUGGCAAUUCAACCUCUAAUCGUGGACCAGGUGGAAACCCUCCUGGCUCACAACCGGGGCCUCCUAAUGCUGGCAUGAGUGGUCCCAUGCGACCCCCCUUCUCGAAUUCGACUGCUGGCCCCAACAUGCCACCACUUCCGCCUGCCAUGUUGGCAUUAAUGAAUGGCCAAAACGGCAUGUCUUCCCCCGGUUCUGGUCCGCCCCCUAUGCGCUUCGCAGGCCCGCCAAUACCAAAUAACAUGCCUCCCGGAAUGAUGCAGCCUCCUCAUGUGAAUGGCUAUUCAUCUGGCCCACUUCCCCCGCAACCUCAACCAGCUUCUGGAGGACAGGGCGCACCACCAUUGACAGCUAGAAUGAACCCUGAUCGUGCUCGUCAACUGGGUUGAUUUAAGCUUCUAGAGAAGUAUGGGCAAAACGCGCUACCUCUUUUUUGCACCCUGCUUACCUCCUUGUUCUAUUUCAAAUCACUCCACCGAUUUCCCAUUGUUGUUUCUUCUUAGUGAAAAUUGCGUUCAGAAGUCCAAAAGUACAUAAUCAAUCACAUUGAAAAAGGAAGAAGUACUAAAAACUGAAAGUCAGAAGUAGCUCCCGUGGGAAUCACCCCCAACCAUUGUAACUCUAAGUAUUAAAAUUGCAAAGAACAUAAUAUCAUUGGGCUGUGUGCAAAUCCAAUGAUGUCCCUGACAAAUUCUGAUCUGAUUCAUAGAUAAUUCUGCAGUCUUGAGAAUUAUGGAAUUGUAGAUUCCAUGCUGA